CAUCGUCAUCGGUCUCCCUCUUUGAUUCCAAUUGCAGCGUCUCCCUGUAUUAAGCUUCUAGGGUAAUAUCACUAUUUUCAACUUUUCUUUGGGUAUAUUAGACAAGAUGACCUCUUCUAUCAAGUGAUUCUGAUAUCUCCAUGGAGAUAGAUCUUGAAUUGCCUUCACAUGAAGAGUUAAAGUUACCCAGUAGAUCAAAUACAAAUGUUGAAAUCGUGGAUGAAGUAGAUGGAAUGCAGGUUGUGAGCCAAGAUAUAAAUUCUACCAGAAAGGACCAUGUUGAGGAAACCUGUGGACUCGAUGCAAAUGGAAGUCUUAGAGUUGUGCAUGAGCAGGUUGAUGUCAACGCUGUGGGUGCUGAUGUUACAAGCAACAGUGCCACUUGUGAUCCCCAAAAUGGUUUGGAAUUUGAGACGAAAGAGGCAGCAUAUUCUUUCUACAGGGAAUAUGCUCGAUCUGUGGGAUUUGGUAUCACAAUAAAGGCCAGCCGUCGUUCAAAAAGAUCUGGGAAAUUUAUUGAUGUGAAGAUUGCAUGUUCUAGAUUUGGAAGCAAGCGUGACUCAAGUACAACCAUUAAUUCACGCUCAUGCGUAAAGACAGACUGCAAGGCUGGCAUGCACAUGAAAAGGACUCAAGAUGAGAAAUGGGUUAUAAAUAGUUUCAUAAAGGAGCAUAACCAUGAGAUUUGUCCGGAUGAUUUUUACGUUUCCAUCAGAGGGCAUAACAAGCAACCUGGUAUAGUUGCUUGUCAAAAGAAAGGUCUGCAGCUGGCUUUAGAUGUGCAAGAUAUACAUGCGAUGCUUGAGCAUUUUAUGUGCAUGCAGGAUGAGAAUCCAAAUUUCUUUUAUGCAAUGGAUCUAGACCAUGAUAAACGUUUGAGAAAUGUGUUUUGGGUUGAUGCAAAAGCUAGGCGUGACUAUAGCAGUUUUUGUGAUGUUGUUUUCUUCAAUACCUUUUACGUCAAAAACAAAUUCAGAGUUCCUUUUGCUCCUGUCAUUGGAGUGAAUCAUCACUAUCAAUUCAUGCUACUUGGCUGUGCGUUGAUUGGGAAUGAGACUGCAGCAACUUUUGCUUGGUUAAUGCGGACAUGGCUUAAGGCAGUGGGUGGCCGUGCUCCCAAAGUAAUUAUUACUGACCAAGACAAAGAUUUGAAUGAAGCUGUUGCAGAUAUAUUUCCUGACUCACGCCACUGCUAUUGUUUAUGGCACAUCUUGAGUAAGAUUACUGAAAAUUUCGGUUUUACUAGAGAUCAAGAGGAUUGUUUUAUGGAAAAUUUUGACAAAUGUCUUUACAGAUCUCUAAUCGAUGAGCAGUUUGAAAAGCGAUGGUGGAAGAUGGUCGAUAAAUUUAAACUGAGGGAGCGUGAAUGGGUACAUUUAUUGUACGAAGAUCGAAAAAAGUGGGUCCCAACCUACAUGCAGGAAACAUUCUUAGCUGGAAUAUCUACAACUAGGAGAUCUGAGAGUGUUGCGUCUUUCUUUGACAAGUACAUAAGCAAGGAAGCUACAGUCAAAGAAUUUAUAGAGCAAUAUGAAAAAUUUUUGCUAGAUAGGUACGAUAUGGAAUCCCAAGCUGAUUUUGAGACACAAACUAGAAAACCUGCUCUAAGAUCUCUCUCCGCUUUUGAGAAGCAAAUGUCAACAGUUUAUACUGAUACAAUCUUCAAGAAAUUUCAGGUUGAGGUUGCAGGAAUUGUUUCUUGUAACUUGCAAAAGGAAAGUGAAGAUGGGACAAAUAAGAUCUUUCGUGUUGACGAUUUUGAAAAACGUCAAAAUGUCUUUGUAGCAUGGAAUGAAGCAGAGUUUAAUAUAUGUUGUUCGUGUCGUUCAUUUGAGUUCAGAGGCUUUCUUUGUAAACAUGCUAUCCUUGUUCUUCAAACGUCUGGUGUUUCCAGCAUUCCCUCCCGUUAUGUGUUGAAGCGUUGGACAAAAGAUGCAAAAGUAAGGCAAACUGGUAGUGAACUAUCAAAUAAACAUCCCUAUAGAGCAGAACGUUUCAAUGAUCUAUGUAAACUAGCAAUCAAAUUGGGGGAGGAGGGGUCCCUAUCUCAAGAAGCAUACAAUAUUGCAUUUCAGGCAUUAGAAGCAGUAUUCAAAAAUUGUGUGGGUGUAAAUAAUUCUGUAAGGAGUGUUUCAGAGCCCAAAAGUUUGGGCCUUCAUGGAUUUCUUGAUGUUGGACGAGGGAAUUGUGGCAACGAUGUGGCAAACUCAUCAAAGAAAAAGAAGAAGUACAAGAAAAGAAAGAUAUAUUCUGAGCCUCAGGGAGUAACUAUUGGCUUGCAAGACCAUUGUCGGAGCACGGAACAGCUGAAUUCGAGGGCACACAUCAUGGAGAACUCUCGUGUACCUCAUCAACAGAAUGUGCAAGGGAUGGAAUUAGGUUCAAGGCUACCAACUCUUGAAGGUUAUUCUGGUCCCGAACAAAAUAUCCACGGAAUGGGACAAUUUAAUUCAAUUUUUCCAAUCCGCAAUAAUUACAUCAACAACCAACAGGGCAUGCAGGGACUGGCACUGUACCGAUCUACGGCAACACGUGCCAGUCAUUAUGGGAACCAACAUAGCAUGCAGGGACUGUUGCAGGGACAGCUUGGUUUCAGACCACCGACCAUGCUUGGGUGCUUUGACGUUCAGGAGAGUUUGCAAGACAUGGAACAUUCUGCGGGCACGGAGUAUAACAGCAGUGUACUAAAGCCUCAUGAUAAGCACCUACAUUAGUGCACGGAUAGCUGACAACUUCACAUGAUAGUGUGCAUAUAGAGACCAUCUUUCUUGUAUUAUUACAGAGGUAAAAAAGCACCAGCCACAUACAAACGUGUGUUUAUCUAUUUUAUAAUACUCUUAUGACCA
Molecule: messenger RNA, 2846 nt
Organism: Tripterygium wilfordii
Lineage: Eukaryota; Viridiplantae; Streptophyta; Magnoliopsida; Celastrales; Celastraceae
Product: protein FAR1-RELATED SEQUENCE 2
Exons: 9
Coding region: 141-2714 (857 amino acids)
Biological process (GO): regulation of DNA-templated transcription
Molecular function (GO): zinc ion binding
Source: RefSeq, a predicted model, not a curated record